This is a messenger RNA of Magallana angulata, 1083 nucleotides long. RefSeq names its product GTPase IMAP family member 4-like. NCBI's taxonomy places the organism in Eukaryota, Metazoa, Mollusca, Bivalvia, Ostreida, Ostreidae. Gene Ontology annotation, molecular function: GTP binding. The transcript has 3 exons. The record is from RefSeq and is a predicted model, not a curated record. Bases 1 to 1083 code for a protein of 360 amino acids.
AUGGUAGAGAUUUGUGAGAGACAAGAAACACAUAUUCUACCUGAAUACAGAGGGGAAGAAGAUAAUGAUGUAUAUACCAAACCAGUAGACAGAACAGAGACUGAGGAAAGGGCGGCACAAUAUGAUAUAGCCGGAGAGCACAAUUUAAAGGGUGUAUACGGAUUUAAAAACAAAGUAGAAGAUGAAGUUCGCAUAGUGCUACUAGGCAAAACAGGAAGUGGAAAAAGCUCAACUGGAAACACAAUUUUGAAUGGAAAUUUCUUUUUUUCGAGAGCUUCAUGUCAGUCGGUAACUUCCUCUUGUUGCAGCAAAUAUGCAACCAGAUUAGGAAGAAACUUACAAGUAGUUGAUACACCAGGAAUAUUUGAUACCAGCGUCCCUAACAAUGUCGUUCAAAAGGAAAUUUUAAAAUGCAUUGCAAUGACAUCGCCUGGGCCCCACUGCUUUCUGCUUGUACUGGGGAAUACUCGAUUUACAAAGGAAGAAGAAGAAAGUGUAAAUCACUUUGGUAAUUUCUUUGGCGAAGGCGUUUUUCGUUACUUUGUUAUUGUGUUUACCAGGAAAGAUGACCUUGAGCAUGACGCAAUUACAUUUGAAGAACACCUUGAUAGGGUGCCAGAAAAUCUAAAAACAAUAAUAAGAAAGUGCAAUAAUCGCUGCAUUUCCAUUAAUAACCGAGCGCCGAAUGAAACUCGUGGAGAUCAAUUAAAACCUCUUCUGAAGAUGAUUGAUGAUAUAAUUGCCCGAAACGAGGGUAAUCAUUACACUAAUGAUAUGUACGUAGAUGCCGAAAAAAAGAUGUUGAUGAGACAGAAGGAAAUAGAAGAAGAGAGAGAAAGACAACGACUGUUGGCAAUAAAGGAAAUAGAAAGCAACGCUGAACAGAAAUAUAUGAAUAUUGAACAACAAGUAUUGGAAAUUCAGCGAAUAAACGAAGCAUAUAGUCAGCUCCCGCAUCCCCGGAAUGAAGUUAGAAGGGAAGUCGAGACAAAUGAUAACUUUGUUGAUUACCUGUUUAGGGUUUUUCAGUCAUUAUUACCAUACGUCGACAGACUUCUAUUUUCCAAAAAAAAGAUCAUAUAG